GAAACAGUGAUGUAGGUAGGUAGGCAGACAACGCUAUCGACAUUCGCAUAGAUGGGCUCUAGGACCGGGCAUCUAGGAUGUGGGAAGGCGCAUCCCUAGUAAGUUCAUAGCAUGUCUAAUCACAGUGGUGAGCUGGGCAAACAAUGACUCUGCAUAUCAUGGUACAGAAUGAGACAACCGAACCAGCUGCCGAUAAUAACAAGCUAACAGACGGGCCAUGACUGGGAAUGUUAACCGCUUUCAAAAAGUUACAAUAAUCCGUCAGUAGUCAUCCAGCCAGUGUGGCCAGCAUGAGUGGGAAGAGCCUGCUGCUGAAGGUCAUCUUGCUGGGAGAUGGGGGCGUGGGCAAAAGCUCUUUGAUGAACCGCUACGUGACCGACCGCUUUGACUCCCAGUCCUUCCACACCAUCGGUGUGGAGUUUCUAAACCGGGACCUGGAAGUGGAUGGACGGUUGGUGACGCUGCAGAUAUGGGACACGGCUGGCCAGGAGCGCUUCAAGAGCCUGCGCACGCCCUUCUACCGCGGCGCUGACUGCUGCCUGCUCACCUUCGCCGUGGACGACCUGCAGAGCUUCCAGAACCUGGGCUGCUGGAAGAAGGAGUUCAUGUACUACUCAGACGUACGCGACCCCGAGCGCUUCCCUUUCGUAGUGCUGGGGAACAAGGUGGACAAGGAUCAGGAGCGGGAGGUUGGGAGGGACGAGGCACGGGCGUGGUGCGAGGAGAACGGCUGCUACCCUUACUUUGAGACCAGCGCCAAGGACGACACCAACGUGGGCUCUGCCUUUGAGGCGGCUGUGCGUGAGGUCAUCAGAGGCGAGGACCAGAUGGACCAUGCCCUGCUCAGCACCACCAUCGACCUCCAUGGCAACCGUAAAGCCACCCGCUCUGGUUGCUGUUGAGUCGGCCCCACGCACUACUCCUCUGCCUCCCGGCCCUUGUGCUGUUCUUACCCGUCCUCACUCGGUUGUUCCUUGACUCCCUGGCUAGUGACGUUUCACAGGUACAGACUCAAGAAGCCAUUGAGUGGUUUUACUGCUAAUAAUAAUAACCGUGUAAUUGAGAUAUGGUACUAUUGUGGCACUAUGGCCUUAGAUGCUGUUUGAUUUACAGCAUUCAUUUGCUUCCUGGUACAAAACACAUUUCAGUUCUGUCUGUAAAAUAUAAGUGUCAGGAUGAGUGUAUUGGGGUUCCUGGGGAUGUAGAUGUUUUUGGCCCAGUUACCACAGAAUUGUGAUUGACUCCUGUCACCACACCUUGAAGUAUUUCCAAGAGCACAGCUUGCUGCACUACGGUUUCACAUAAUUAACUUGCAUAAUAUUUUGAGGUUAUAUUUGGUACUUGACAUGCAGUUCUCUCUCCCAGCAAUGUUACAGCUCAUAUUAUGGUACUAAUCAUGGCUGAGAAAGCAUACUGGGCAUACAACUACUUUUUAUUCAGUUCUGCAUCAAAGAAAGUCAGAAAACAAAUUUACUAAAUUAUUGUACAAGUAUAUAGUGUGUGGAUAUAAAAGGAAUUUAAGGUUGUUUUGGAAAGGAAGAUACAUUACGGUUUCUCUGUUACGUGGAUAUAUAAUAGGUCUGUGAGACUGGCUACAUGACGUUAGCCUUGUUUAUUUCAUCCUCAUCGUUACAGUGAUCCUAAAGCCUUUAUAUUACCGUUUACCUUUUUUAAUGGUUUGUUUUUGUUACUGACUGGACAAGUUGUUGUUUCCUGCUGUGUGCUGUGUGUGUGUAACGACUCAUAAAACCCGUGGAGUGCAGUGCACUUUGUCCCAUUAGAAGAUGACAAAAGUAGGGUGCAAUACACAAAAGCUGACAAGGUUAUCUCCUCGUUUUAUUGUGUGGGUUUUAGGGGGCUUUUUAAAUAGAUGAAAUACUGUGUCAAGAGUUUCUCAAAGGACACAAGCAGUGACUGGAAUUACAUGCAAAUCCUGUCUCCUAAGGAGAGGGUUUCACAGUUCCAAAAGUAUUAAUGACUGAGUCUUUGGUCCCUGUUACACUGAACCAUUUUAGUUAGUGGUUCCAGAAGCCAUGCUCUCAUUCACUGCUGCCUUGUGUCCUGACGAGGCAGUUUGAGAACAUUCUGGUCUCUGAAUUCAUAACGCAAAUGUACUCUGUACUUGUCACACUAAUCUGAAUGAAAACUAUGUGGAGCACAAGCCUGCGAUCUUUCCAUCUAAAGACUACCCCCGUUUUAUUUUGAUUGCCAUUUGGCAUUUCCUAAAAUUUCUGGAGAUCCAUGACCCAUGUUGUUUCGUUUCAAACCAAAAUUACAUCCGUCCUUUGCUGUCAAUGAAACACUUGUUUUCCAAGGCAUGUUCUCCACUUCACUGCUACAUAGUCUGGAAUAGAAUUCCACAAUUUAGAGUAAUUACAAUAAUGGAACUUUUUUUCCUGCAUCAUCUGACAUUUCUGAUUGAAGAACAGUUUUGUGGGCUGUGUUGCAAUGUAAACCAUUAUAACUUAAGCCGUGACGCCUAUACACUAUGGAUUGUGUUCAAACCAGCCUACAUCGGCAUGGCGACCCCAAAAAUGCUUUUGAUGUGGCUGCAUCAUGUACAUUUCUUUGAAAUUUUGUCUUGCUUAUCUUCCGAUCUGAAUCAUCAGUGUUGCAGGUAAACGGUACACUGUGAAGAGGAAACUGUAAAAACACUGUGUUACUGCCACUGAAAUAUUGUGGUACUCAAUUAAGCUUAUGGGAAACCAUUUAUUUGCAUUGGAGUUUCAAAACCCCACAUUACAGUAUUUAACAAUUCUGUGUGGUACACUCACAGUCUUUGGUACAACAGAAAAGCAGCUGUUAUCAGCGUGAAUGCAAAACCAAUCGGAUGAUCCGCUUUGAUGUUACUUGUCUUAUCUCACUGUUUUACAUGUUACAUUCCUGAGGGCUUGUUAAAUAAAUCCCUGUCGGGGAAUUCUGACUGUGUAUCAAACAUAUUGUUCAAAUAUUUGAACUCAGUGGGCAUCAAUUAAUAAACAAAGCUGAAGCCUGCCUUA
This is a messenger RNA of Clupea harengus (Atlantic herring), 2999 nucleotides long. RefSeq names its product RAB9B, member RAS oncogene family (gene rab9b). Lineage: Eukaryota; Metazoa; Chordata; Actinopteri; Clupeiformes; Clupeidae. Gene Ontology annotation, molecular function: GTPase activity; GTP binding. The record is from RefSeq and is a predicted model, not a curated record. Gene Ontology annotation, biological process: Rab protein signal transduction; retrograde transport, endosome to Golgi. Gene Ontology annotation, cellular component: late endosome; phagocytic vesicle; lysosome.